This is a messenger RNA of Bufo gargarizans (Asiatic toad), 2311 nucleotides long. RefSeq names its product transcription factor CP2 (gene TFCP2). The record is from RefSeq and is a predicted model, not a curated record. Gene Ontology annotation, molecular function: RNA polymerase II cis-regulatory region sequence-specific DNA binding; DNA-binding transcription activator activity, RNA polymerase II-specific. Gene Ontology annotation, cellular component: nucleus. The transcript has 16 exons. Bases 376 to 1899 code for a protein of 507 amino acids. NCBI's taxonomy places the organism in Eukaryota, Metazoa, Chordata, Amphibia, Anura, Bufonidae. Gene Ontology annotation, biological process: positive regulation of transcription by RNA polymerase II.
GCUGUGCGUCGUGUCGGUUGCCGCAGCCGCUGCUCCUGCGUUGCCUCCAUGUUGCCUUGUUGAGCCGCCUGUGUCCCGAGGGAAGCAGCGGAGAGGAGCCCGCCGGUGCCCGGUACAUGUUGACGAGCGCUGGGCACGCAGUGUACCGGGGAGGCUGGUUUCCAGGCACAUUGCGGCUUUCCUUGUGAUGCCUCCUCCGGCGCCCACCAUGAUCCCGUAGGAAGCGGCGGUGAGGCUCAGCCCUGGCAUGUCCUCGUCCAGCAGCCGUCAUAUCCUCUCGGCGGGCUCGGCUCCGUGUCUGUGUGGUUAGUGUAGCGCUGGUGACUCCGCGGACUGUGACAUUUCUGCUGACCCCCUCCUCCUCCUCCUGCAAGCAUGGCCUGGGCAUUAAAGUUACCUCUGGCUGAUGAAGUCAUUGAAUCCGGACUGGUGCAGGACUUCGAUGCCAGUUUAUCUGGGAUUGGGCAAGAGUUGGGUGCUGGCGCCUACAGUAUGAGUGAUGUUCUCGCCCUGCCUAUCUUCAAGCAAGAAGAAUCAAGUCUGCCUUCAGAAAACGAAAACAAGAUCCUACCUUUCCAGUAUGUACUGUGCACGGCUACCUCCCCCGCUGUGAAGCUUCACGAGGAGACCCUUACCUAUCUCAAUCAAGGCCAGUCCUAUGAAAUCCGGAUGUUGGACAAUAGAAAACUAGGGGAACUGCCUGAGCUGACUGGCAAGCUAGUUAAGAGCAUCUUCAGAGUGGUGUUUCAUGACAGACGCCUGCAGUACUCGGAGCACCAGCAGCUGGAAGGCUGGCGAUGGAACAGGCCUGGAGACAGAAUACUUGACAUUGAUGUCCCCAUGUCUGUGGGUAUUAUUGACCCAAGGGCGAAUCCAACGCAGCUGAACACUGUUGAAUUUCUCUGGGAUCCUUCCAAGAGAACAUCUGUCUUUAUACAAGUUCAUUGCAUUAGUACAGAAUUUACAAUGAGGAAGCACGGGGGUGAGAAAGGUGUACCUUUCCGAAUCCAAAUUGAUACCUUCAAAGAGAAUGAGAGUGGAGAGUAUACGGAGCAGCUGCACUCUGCCAGCUGUCAGAUUAAAGUGUUCAAGCCUAAAGGAGCAGACCGAAAGCAGAAAACGGACAGAGAAAAGAUGGAAAAGCGAACGCCACAAGAGAAGGAGAAAUAUCAGCCCUCCUAUGAGACCACCAUUUUAACAGAGUGCUCACCGUGGCCUGAGAUCACGUAUGUCCCCAAUGCUCCUUCCCCCGGAUUUAAUAGUUCACACAAUAGUUUUACAAUUAGUGAAGGUAAUGGUUCUCCAAACCACCAACCUGAACCACCCGCACCCAUCAUUGAUGUAAGUGCAGCACUGACCUCCGUUCAGAACCUCUUGCCUACAUCAACCCCUCAGGAGGCACAACAGUGGCUACAUAGAAAUAGAUUUGCUGCAUUCUCGCGGCUAUUCACAAAUUUCUCAGGUGCAGAUUUAUUAAAGCUAACUAGGGAUGAUGUAAUUCAGAUCUGUGGACCUGCUGAUGGGAUCCGGCUCUUCAAUGCACUGAAAGGGAGGGUGGUACGGCCAAGGCUCACAAUUUAUGUCUGCCAGGAGUCACAGCAGCUACGGGAGCAUCAGCAGCAGAAACAUGAAAAUGGGGAGCAGGGAAAUGGUUCCUUUUUUGGGGUGUAUCACGCCAUUUACCUGGAAGACCUGACGUCUCUGGAAUUAACUGAGAAGCUUGCCCUACUUUUCAACAUUUCUCCUCAUCAGAUUAACCAGAUUUACAAGCAGGGGCCCACCGGCAUUCAUGUUCUUAUAAGUGAUGAGAUGAUUCAGAAUUUUCAAGACGAGUCAUGCUUUGUGCUGGAUACAAUGAAAGCUGAAACCAACGAUAGCUACCACAUCAUUUUAAAAUAAGGUGCCGCACGAGAGCCACCCUUGUCCGCUAAUCAGAGAAGACCCAGAACUGGUCUCUCGGUGCCCUCCAGUAGGCUCGCAGGACUUGAAUGCACUAGAGACAAAUGAAUCUUCAGCGUGUCGCCGCCUUACCUGGCAGACUCUCGCUUCUUCCAUAUUGACAGGCCGCUCCUGCUUGUGCAGACUCAAAUCAUAUCCAGCAGGCGAAGAGCUUAUUGCAGUGAUCGAGCACCUAAGUGGAUCACGUUUGAUCUGCACAAGGACGAGCCCUUCUAGUUCACAUUGUAAUGUGGACCUGGAUUAUGUAUGAACUGGCCACUCCACUCCAUUGGCUGGCAUCAUCCUUUUUAUACUUAAGAAAAAAAUAAAACAUUUAAGCUGAUCUCACAGGCUGCUGGAGACGCAGAUACAA